Molecule: messenger RNA, 1223 nt
Organism: Xenopus laevis (African clawed frog)
Lineage: Eukaryota; Metazoa; Chordata; Amphibia; Anura; Pipidae
Gene: ptgr1.3.L
Product: prostaglandin reductase 1, gene 3 L homeolog
Exons: 10
Coding region: 114-1100 (328 amino acids)
Biological process (GO): prostaglandin metabolic process
Cellular component (GO): cytoplasm
Molecular function (GO): 2-alkenal reductase [NAD(P)H] activity; 15-oxoprostaglandin 13-reductase [NAD(P)+] activity; oxidoreductase activity, acting on the CH-CH group of donors, NAD or NADP as acceptor
Source: RefSeq, a predicted model, not a curated record
UUCUGUUUUUCUCAAGCUAAAGCUACAGUACACAAUAAGAAGUGCUGGGAAAAUAUUGCCUUCUACAGCUGACCCAGAAAGAAUACAAUCUAUCCAACAAUCAGGCAAAAAAGAUGGUGGUAGCUAAGUUAUGGACUAUGGUGAGACACUUUGAAGGUGCACCAAAACCUGAGGAUUUUAAGUUGGAGAAUAAGGAACUACCGCCCCUAAAAGAUGGAGAAUUACUGCUGGAAUCUGAGUUCUUGAGUGUUGACCCAUACAUAAGGCCAUACAGUAAAGAGAAGAAGGAGGGAGAUAUUAUUCUUGGGUCACAAGUCGCCAGGGUGGUGGAGAGCAAGAAUUCUGCCUUCCCAGUAGGUGGUUAUUAUGUUGCCUAUGCAGGAUGGGCAACACAUUUCAUAUCAGAUGGCAAAGGACUUGAUGCUUUACCCUCAAACUGGCCUGACAAUCUACCCAGAUCAUUGGCACUGGGAGCUGUAGGCAUGCCAGGUGUAACCGCUUAUUAUGGCCUGUUGGAAAUCUGCAAACCGAAAGAAGGGGAGGUAGUCCUUGUUAAUGCUGCUGCAGGUGCUGUUGGCUCCCUUGUUGGCCAAAUUGCAAAGAUCAAAGGCUGCAAAGUAGUUGGGUCUGCUGGCUCAGAUGAAAAGCUAACCUUUUUAAAAGAGAUAGGAUUUGAUGAAGCAUUUAACUACAAGACUGCAAGCUCCUUGGCAGAAGCACUGAAAAAUGCCUCUCCGGAAGGAUAUGACUGCUACUUUGACAAUGUUGGGGGAAAGUUUUCAGAUGCCACCCUGCAGCAAAUGAAAGAUUUUGGAAGAAUCACUGUGUGUGGUGCCAUUUCCCAGUAUAAUGAUGCUGUGCCUCCGACAGGGCCCUAUAUUCAACCCUAUAUCCUCUUCAAACAACUCCUUGUGCAAGGUUUUCUUGUGUGGACGUGGAAAAAUCGAUACACAGAAGCACAGAAACAGCUCUUGCAGUGGAUUGCAGAGGGAAAGCUGAAGUACCAUGAACACAUCACAAGUGGAUUUGAGAACAUGCCAGCAGGCUUUAUAGGGAUGCUUAAAGGAGAAAAUAUUGGCAAAGCUAUUAUUAAAGUUUAAAAAUCUAAUGGAGGGGAACAUCAGUAUGUUUCAGUUGAAGCCCCCACUACAGCCUCAUUGCAUUAGGGUGUUUUUCUGUAACUGGAAACUUUGAACAAUAAAAUAUAAUUUUCUAAGUGUAAA